AUGUAUCUUGUGCGGUUACCUUUUGUUGCAAAUGAGCUAGUCAUCUCUGUGGUCUACGCAUCUAGUGUCAGUAACAUGGCUAGGAAGCCACUUUGGGCAGAGUUGCAAUCUCUCGCAUCUUCUCCCCUUGUGCAAGAUAAGCCUUGGUCUGUGCUUGGGGAUUUCAAACAGAUUCUAUAUCCCCAUGAACACUCAAACAUGGACCAGCAUGCUCAACCCCCUGGUAUGUUGGAUAUCUCUCGAUGCUUCUCCCUCUCUGCCCUCAGUGACCUGCAGUAUUGUGGAAACACAUUUACCUGGUCAAACAAACAGGAUGCAGGGUUUGUAGCUAAAAAGCUAGAUCGUAUCAUGGUAAAUGAUAGUUGGCUCUCACUCUUCCCUUUGUCUUUGGCGGUCUUCGGGGAACCAGGUUUCUCUGACCAUAGUCCCUGCUGUCUGUUUCUUGACUCCCAUAAGCCAAAAAAGAAGAUACCAUUCAAAUUUCUCUCCUUGCUUAACAGACACCCUGAAUUCGCAGGCCUUAUAAAAGUUUGGUGGGACAAUCUGAAUUUCGACUGCUCAGAAAUGUUGAAACUGUCAAAGAGGCUGAAAGAGCUUAAGCCAGUUAUCCGAGAAUUCAGCCGAGAGAACUACUCAAACUUAGAAAAGAGAGUAAGGGAAGCAUAUGACCGCCUAAUCACAUGUCAACAAAGCUUGCUCUCUGAUCCGUCCCCUCCUCGGAUACUGCAAGAAUCCAAAGCUCAUCAAACCUGGUGUACCUUGGCUCUUGCCGAGGAAUCGUUUCUCAGGCAAAAAUCUCGAAUCUGUUGGUUAGAAGAGGGUGACAAAAACUCCAAAUUCUUCCACCGGGCAGUUUAA
This is a messenger RNA of Camelina sativa (false flax), 858 nucleotides long. RefSeq lists its product as uncharacterized. Lineage: Eukaryota; Viridiplantae; Streptophyta; Magnoliopsida; Brassicales; Brassicaceae. The record is from RefSeq and is a predicted model, not a curated record.